AUGACAUUGGCAGCCAUGGCGACAAAGCUUAUGCGUGCGGUUCAGUACAACAGCUACGGUGGGGGAGCUUCUGGUUUAAAGCAUGUAGAGGUUCCAGUGCCCACUCCAAAGAAAGGUGAGAUCUUGCUGAAAUUGGAAGCAGCUACUAUAAACCCGGUUGAUUGGAGAAUUCAGAAAGGCAAGAUGCGGCCUUUUUUUCCACCCAAAUUCCCUCAUACACCUGCUACUGAUGUUGCUGGAGAGGUUGUAGAAGUUGGAAAAGGGGUCCAAAAGUUCAAACCGGGCGACAAAGUUGUGGCAUAUCUCACCCUCGCUAAUGGAGGUGGACUGGCUGAGUUUGUCACAGCUAGUGAGAGCUUGACAGUUGCCAGGCCACCUGAAGUUUCAGCAGCUCAAGGUGCAGGCUUACCUAUUGCUGGUCUCACAGCUCUCCAGGCUCUCACCCAAGCUGCAGGGCUUAAGCUCGACGGAAGUGGCCAGAAAAAGAACAUCUUGAUUACUGCUGCCUCUGGUGGUGUGGGUCAUUAUGCAGUCCAACUAGCAAAGCUCGGAAACACUCAUGUUACAGCCACAUGCGGUGCUCGUAAUAUUGAAUUUAUCAAGAGCUUGGGGGCAGAUGAGGUUCUUGACUACAAGACCCCAGAAGGAGCAGCUCUGAAUAGCCCAUCUGGUAGGAAAUAUGACGUCGCUGUCCAUUGUGCAAUAACGGGCAUUCCCUGGUCAACUUUCAAGCCUAAUUUGAGCGCCAACGGGAAGGUUAUAAACAUUACUCCUGGUCCAAGUACCUGGGCUGCUAUUGCUCAGAACACACUCACCUUCUCCAAGAAGCAGCUGGUGCCAAUGUUCAUGAGUGCCAAGAGUGAGAACCUUGAUUAUCUUGUCAAGUUAGUGAAGGAAGGAAAGCUCAAGACUGUGAUCGACUCGAAGCAUCCUCUGAGCAAGGCUGAAGAUGCUUGGGCUAAGAGUAUUGAUGGACAUGCAACUGGGAAGAUAAUUGUGGAGCCUUAA
Molecule: messenger RNA, 1008 nt
Organism: Prunus armeniaca (apricot)
Lineage: Eukaryota; Viridiplantae; Streptophyta; Magnoliopsida; Rosales; Rosaceae
Source: the annotation of a GenBank genome assembly